Huiozyma naganishii CBS 8797 is the source of this 2145-nucleotide messenger RNA. It is a transcript of the gene HRK1, whose product is annotated as putative serine/threonine protein kinase HRK1. Bases 1 to 2145 code for a protein of 714 amino acids. The transcript has a single exon. Gene Ontology annotation, biological process: protein phosphorylation; intracellular signal transduction. NCBI's taxonomy places the organism in Eukaryota, Fungi, Ascomycota, Saccharomycetes, Saccharomycetales, Saccharomycetaceae. Gene Ontology annotation, molecular function: ATP binding; protein serine/threonine kinase activity. The record is from RefSeq and is a predicted model, not a curated record.
AUGCCACUUUUGUCCAAGAAUCUGUUCCACCAUAAUGCACAGAGUGCGGGCGGCGAAUCGGACCCGACCGGGUCCGGGCAGCACACCCCGCCGCUGCUGAAACGCAGCUCCAAAUCGUUUUUGAGCUUCAUGAGCAGGAAACCAAGUAUAGACUCCAUCAAGAGCGACAAAUCGGUGGAGUCCUCGUACGUCAUGAACCCGGCAACACACCCGGCGGGGUCCCACAACGUCUCGAGUAUAGAUAGCGGGCACUCCUCGCCAAGAGAUCACCAUCACCAACAACAUGCUCACCACCAACUGCACCCGGGGCACCAACUGCCGCAUGGGGGGCAUGGUCACCCGCAGCAACAGCAGCAAAAUCAUCCAGGGAACGAACUGCACUCGAAUAUAUCUCCAAAACCGUCGCAUUCCAUGUCCGAAUUGAAACGGUUCUUCAGGUCUUCUAAGAAGUCCGUCGCGAAUUUGCACCUGUUGACCACGACGAAUACCUCCGCUACUAACGCCUCCUCCACCCAACAACAACAACAACAACAACACCACCCCCAUCAACAUCAUGGAGACCACCCUCCUACGGACCACCACCCUUAUUCCACCACCACUUUGAAUCUAAACGCACACUAUAUGAACCCUAACGACCAUAAAUCGCACACCCAAUCAGCGAUCCCGCCAAGCACAGACUCAGUGCUGUCUUUAUCGAACACGAUAAAUAUCUACCAUGACGAUACGAUAUUGGCCCAGAAGUACGGGAGACUCGGGAAGAUGCUGGGUUCCGGUGCAGGCGGGUCUGUGAAGGUGCUGGUGCGCCCCACGGACGGGGCCACUUUUGCAGUCAAGGAGUUCCGCCCGAGGAAAUCAAGCGAGUCCAUCAAGCAGUACGCCAAAAAAUGUACCGCUGAGUUCUGCAUUGGCUCCUCGUUGCACCACCCAAACGUCGUGCAAACAAUAGACAUUUUCUCGGACUUCAACCAGAACAAGUACUUCCAAGUCAUGGAGUACUUACCGGUAGAUUUUUUCGCAGUCGUGAUGACAGGGCUCAUGUCCCGUGGGGAGAUCAACUGCUGUUUCAAACAGAUUGCCCAGGGGGUUAGGUACUUGCACUCCAUGGGGCUCGCACACCGCGACUUGAAACUGGAUAACUGUUGCAUGAACGGGAACGGGAUCUUGAAAUUGAUCGAUUUCGGGUCCGCUGUCGUGUUCAGGUACCCCUUCGAGAACACGAUCACUAUGGCCCACGGAAUCGUCGGUUCGGACCCGUAUUUGGCCCCGGAGGUCAUCACCUCGACCAAAUCGUACGACCCAGAGUGUGUCGAUAUCUGGUCGAUGGGGAUCAUUUUCUGCUGCAUGAUGCUGAAACGGUUCCCCUGGAAGGCACCGAAACUCACGGACGACAACUUCAAGCUGUACUCCAUGCCAGACGAUUUCCCACACGACUACUCUCAGUCUGCUAAACACCACGAACACUUGCUGAAGGAGCGCCGCGAGAAGAGAGAAGGUGUUCCUGCAGAUGUAGGGCACAGACCACCAACGGCAGUGACACAACAAGGUGUGAAUAAGAUCCCAACGCCACCUAAGGAUGCCGUGGAACCAAAAGAGGACGGUGACUUUGUAAAGAAUGAAGAAGAUCAAGAAGAACAAGAACAAGAAGAAAAUGACAAUGAUGAUAAUGACUCCACUAAGUCCACCGAUAAGGACAAAACGAAAGCUCCAGCAAAGGAAACGAAAACUACCGUGACACCGGCAACUACACAAUCGGUUAUUGACCAACAACCCCGGGGAAAUGUCAUACCGAAAGUGCAAGCUCCCCCCGCACACCAGGGGGACAACCAAGACGAAAAGUCUAUUGUCUCGACCAAGACGCAGGUGACGAAAACAUCGUCACACCCACAAAGCGGGAAACCUCACCACCACAAGAAGGUCAUCCACGGGCCAUACAGACUGCUGAGGUUGCUUCCUCACGCAUCAAGACCCAUUUUGUCCAAGAUUCUGGAUCUGGAUCCACAGAAGAGGGCAACGAUGAUCGAUAUCUUUGAUGACGAGUGGUUUGACGAUAUCUCAUAUUGUACUAUCGACAUGAAGAACAACACCGUGCGGGCACCGGGACACCACCACACUAUUGUGAAGGACGACAAGACGUACAAAGUAUGA